Molecule: messenger RNA, 966 nt
Organism: Parastagonospora nodorum SN15
Lineage: Eukaryota; Fungi; Ascomycota; Dothideomycetes; Pleosporales; Phaeosphaeriaceae
Exons: 4
Coding region: 83-625 (180 amino acids)
Source: RefSeq, a predicted model, not a curated record
GUACCUUACCCUCAUACUCAACCAUCAAGCAUUCAGCUUCUCGAAGCUCUUCCAUUGAUCCAACCCCUUCACAAUCGCAACCAUGACAGACACACUCUCCAAGGUCGAUUCGGCCAAUGACAACUUCGUCAAGGCUACGGCUGAGGAGGUCAAGAAGGGCCACCGCAGAGCUUCUUCCAUGGCCGCUGAUGUCUAUGCCAUCGAGGAUCUUGAGAAGGAGAAGAAAGAAAUCCAAAUCUCAAUUGAGACACAGAAGCUCGGAUGGAAGCUCAACGAGUCAUCAAGCAAGGUCGAGGACCCAGCAGUCUUGAAGCUGCCAUUGUGCUUGCCCAAGCUGAAGAAGAUCACCCUGCACUUCCCGCUCGGCCUGGAGGUCACCGCACGGAACAUGAAGGGCGUCACCAUCAAGGACGCAUUAGACGCCAUCCACAAGCAAUUCAAGAAGCGCGCAGAUGACGAGAUCGAGAAGCCAUAUCUCGCUGGCUUCGAGUGGGACCCAGAAGAGUGCUACACCCGCUUUGUCGUCCAUCAGUCUAACACGCCAACCUCGUCCAUGUCGGGCGGCGGCGGCUCCGGCGGCAAGAAGAAGAAGAACAAGAACACCAUCCCCGAGGAGGGUUCCUAGGUGAACGACUCGCCCCCUUCCCUGCUAUCGACUUCACACACGGCCCCGAUCGUAUCCAGGCUUCGGCAUCGGUAUGGCGGGUUUGGCAUGCAAUCGGGUACUGGCAUCUACAACAUCGAAACGGGAAGAGCGAGCGCACUCGCUGCGGACGGAAUAGCUGGUGAUUGCUUCGCUUCGGCGGGCGAACACACGGCAACGAUCGUUGGGCGGUGCAUGUUCAUUGGAGGACUACUCGCAGGUUACGUGCUGGUGGAACUGGCUGUACCUGUUUAUGUACGUUAAAGGCAUCUCUAUCGGGUCGCUGGAUAGCGCUCGACGUAACGAGAAGACCAGAAUAUCGU